UUUGUGUUUCUGGGUGCUGGUUUCGGAGACCUCCCCGUGGCGUCCCCGACAUCGCCGAACCCCGACUUGCAAUUACUUGCAUUGCGGGAGGUGCUUCUCACACACCAGCCCAGAGCAGGGCUACAUCCCGGAGAGAAUUGAAACCCAGUCAGUCUCUCUCACUCACUCACUCGUCCUCCGCUCCGCUGCCAAGUCGAACUGCCCCUGCGAUUGCAGCAUCCCCCCUGGGAUCAGGAGCUUGCAAUAUUUUCCAUCUGUGGCAAUUGCUGCUGCAGUGUCUCGGAGCGGGAGCUGGUCGCAGUGACAUGCCACUAUGUGAGGAAGGGUUGUCGAUUGUGGGCCCGUCUCUCAUUCAGUAUAGGGCCCCUUGUUGGACUCGCCUGCAUCAUUCUGGACAGUUGUCGGUUGCAUUCGAAUGCUUAUGCAGUUAUUGCUUCCACUUGUCGACAUGCUGGGCGUAUUGCAUAGACUCAAGCAUGAUGUUGUUUGUUGCUCUCUAGUUGCUUUCUGGAAUGCCUCUUUUUUCGGUGUUAAAGAUGGGUUUUUAUCAGUCGCGAAGUUUUUAGUCACUUAAUAUUGCUGGGGCAUGUUGUUGGUGUGGUCGAGAAGAGCUCCAUCUGCUACCGUGUAUAGAUGAUUCACUUAGAAAGUUGCAGGUGUUUGAGUGUUGAAUUGGUGUUUUCGGAUUGGUGAUGAUUCCACCGAGAUAUGCAGUGGUUUUACGUAACAUUUGGGUGAAGUAGAUGGAAGUUUUGAGGAGGUUACCUGGGUUGCACAGAUUCUUGAGUUGUUUCAAAUGUCAGCCACCUCUUCUUGAGUUGGAUUUUCUAUGGACAAUCAUCCAGGGAUCUUGCAUCAGAUUUAUUGGUGAUCGUUUUCUCUUGUAGAGAAAUUCGUGAUGGGUUUUUGGUUUGGCACGUCUUUCAUGUCAGUGCGAUCUCUUUACAUAGGAGAGACGCUCGUCUUGUAGAUGCAACGCCCUUCUCGUCAUUAUAUCACGGAUGCAGUCUUCGCGACGCUGGUAUCUGAUCAGAUUUCUUAAAGGAUAUUGCACCACAUUUUGUAGGAUAUUGGAUUAAUGAGAUUCUAGUUGACUGGCUGAUAAAUUGCCACCAUAUUGUGAGCUAUGCUUGAAGCUGGGUUAUUUCCGUAGUCUUUCAAUUUGUAGAGCAGGAGAAGAGAUUCACGACCCGCGACAUCCAUUUGAAAGUUGCUCUUGGCAAUCUACAGAAGGUAAAAAUGGGAGAUGAUGCUCCAAUGCCCGAGAGGGAACGUAACAAAGCUACUGAAUCUUCAUGUGGGAGGAGUUCGAAAGAUUCUACUUCGACAAGCGCCUCCAGGCCCGGAAUCAAUGGGAAAUGGGUGAGAUAUGAUUGCGAAUCUUGUCAAAUCCAAAACACCGAGGAACUUCCAACCUGCUGCUCUGUAUCUAUUUGGUUGACGAAGGGAGAGAAUCACCCGCCUCAAAUCCUUCUCUUGCGCCACUUCAUCAGUCUCAAAGCACCACAGUUCGUCCUCGAAACAGUAUAUUUAAAAGACCUGUUAGCCCUCUGAAACUGUACAGUUGCACCUCACUACAAGAAGGUAGAGAGGAAGAGAUGAGCAGCUCCGACAAUGCUCAACGUGAUGAUGAAAUUGCUCGACUUCCAAGCUUGGAUUUCAGUGCAGGAGAAGAUUCGAAUUUCAAGCUUGAUGUUGAUAGCAGUGUCCCUGUAAACCCUGGCCCUAUGGGUCCGCCAGCGUCCUUGAAUAGUUGGAAUAGCGACCUGUUGGAACUUCCCGUCGGUGAAGGUGGCCCUCCAAACAAGAGAAAAUCAUGUAUCUUGAGUUUAGAUGGUGGAGGUAUGCGGGGGCUUAUUGCAGCAAGGAUCCUCUCUCACCUUGAAAACAUUUUGCAGGAAAAGGUGGGUGAGAAGGUGAAACUAUGCGACUACUUCGACUUGCUUGCCGGUACCAGCACAGGCGCUGUUCUUGCUACAAUGUUGGUAACCCCAGACGCAAAUGGGAAUCCCACUUUCACCGCUGAGGGUUGUUGCGAAUUUUACAAAAAAAACGGACGACUUAUAUUUCAGCAUCGGUGGUACGAUCCAUUCCAUGGAUCGGUACGGCAGUUGUACCGACCCAAGUACUCAGGUCGACGUUUUGAGGAUCUUCUCAAGAAGUACACAUUCAUUGAUGGGAAGUUUCUUACCCUCCUUGACACCCUGAAACCCCUUGUGGUGACCUCCUUCGACAUAUCUCAAGCCACACCAUUCUUCUUCGUGCGACAAGCUGCUCAGAAAGAUCAAAGUCGAAACUUCAGGUUGUGGGAGGUUUGUCGGGCAACAGCAGCAGCUCCUACAUACUUUCCACCAGCGUCAGUGCGAUCAGUGGAUGGGAGAGUUCAAGGCACUCUCAUCGAUGGCGGUGCCGUUCAGAACAAUCCCGCGCUUGUUGCAACUACGCACGCAAUUAGCAACAACGAGGAGUUUCCAUACGUUAAUGGUCUUGAGGACGUGUUGAUAUUGUCGAUUGGGGCUGGUCAGAUGGACAAGAAGCAUGACCUACAGAAAGCGAGGAAAUGGGGCAUGACCAAAUGGGUUCGCCCGAUAAUGGAUAUUAUGAUGGACGGCACUGCAGACACGGUGGACUAUCAAUUAGCUGCUGCCUAUGCUGGAAAUAAUUGCUCUGAGAACUAUCUUCGUAUUCAGUUGUCCGGGCUCCCAAACAAGACAUCAGUGAUGGAUUGUGCAACUCAGAAGAAUAUCCAUGACUUGAUUACAAUAAGUGACGAUUUAAUCAAGCGCAAGGCUAUCAUGCGGAACGCAUAUGGAGAGAAGGUAACGCUUGAUCAAACAAACGAAGAGCGGCUUUCGUGGUUUGCUGACCAGUUGAUCAUGCAAAAGACCAUACGAGAAAAUCCUCAAGAUCCUCAAUUUGCCCAACAUGCUUAUCCGGCGUACGUAAAAGAAGGUCUUGGUCCUGCUGGUCAUCUCGUCUCUCCUCUAUUUGCCCGUUUAUUUGAGCAACGCCAACACUUGCAACUUGGUGCUCAGGGCAAAAAAUCAAGAUCACUCCGAUUCUAGAGUUCAAUUACUCUCUAUUUUACGAAGAGCAGGUAAGGGCCUUUGCAAUUCAAAAUGAGUUGUGAGUGCAUACCAUUAGUGUCACCUGAGAUCAUGCACAUACAUGAAGCAGACUAUGUUCAGCACACACAGGUUACUGCCUGCUUAGCACAUGAAUAGAAAAGAUCAAAAAUUCUUUGUAAGAUUUGUCCGAUCUCAGUUUGCUAGGGAUUUGUCUGUUGACUCUGGUGACCUGUUGGGAUUUUAGAGCUAGUGACCUGUGGGUUCCCUAAUUCCAUGUACCCAUCCACAAUCCAAAGCCAUUGAUUUGAGGUUUUCAAUUCAAUUUCAUGAACAUGAGGUUUUUAGUUGA
Molecule: messenger RNA, 3417 nt
Organism: Physcomitrium patens
Lineage: Eukaryota; Viridiplantae; Streptophyta; Bryopsida; Funariales; Funariaceae
Source: RefSeq, a predicted model, not a curated record